UCCUCCUGCAGGAAGUCCCCAAAGGACUCUGCCGGCAGAGACAGGCAGUCACAACACACCACUAUCCUGGUCUGCAAGUCCAGGAGCAGCCAGGCUGCCCUGAUGCCCAAGGAGCACACGAUGUUCAUGGAGGAGGCCUACAAUGCAGCCAUCUGCUUCAAGAUGCUCCGGGACAUCAAUAGCUCAGACCCCCUGCACCUGAAGUACAUCAUCAAGAAGAUCAAGGACAUGGCUCAGGGGUCCCCCUACCUGGUGAUGGAGACCAUCCACGACUACUUCGCAGACAACCCAAAGAUCUCCAACCGGCACAAGUUCCGGCUGUUCCAGGUCCUGAAGAAUGUCAUUGGCGCCAGUGACGUCAUGGAGGACAUCUGGAAGAGGCGCUUCAUGCAGCUGGCCCUGGAGAACAUGACCAAGUCCACGGAGCUUGAAGACAUGUACCAGAACGCGGCCAGCGACGUGCUGGUGGCCCUCUGCAGGCACUCGUGGCCGGAGGUGGCCCAGCACCUGGAGACGGAGUUCCUGACAGGUGUCUUCCCGCAUCGCAGCAUCCUCUAUGUGAUGGGCACCCUGUCCUCCCAUGAGGAGCUUCUGAACCGGGAAGACAGGGCGCGCUGGGAGAACCUGCUGGCCCAGGUGGCUGCCAAGUCCGUCCCGUUCCUGAACACAGACAUGUGGUCCAGGGAGCUGCUAUCGGCCCUCACCACGCCCAGCCGUACCCAGCAGGAAGAGUUACCAGAGAAGACCUUCCUGUUCACCUUCUACGGGAUGGUCCUCCAGGCAGAGGAGGAGAGCACCACGGUCAGGGCACACCUGCGGUCCCUCCUGGAAACCUCCCACCAGUGGUCCAAGCAGAGGGAGGGCAUUGCACUUACAGUGGGGCUGGCCGCCAGCCGCCACCUGAAUGACGUCUGGGCCAUCCUGGACCAGUUCGGGCGGAGUGGGCCCAUCAAGUGGAGCCUGCACAGCUUCUCCCUGAAGGGCCCGACCUCGGAGGACCUGCGCUGGAAGUGGGCCAGCAGCACCAUCCUCCUCGCCUAUGGCCAGGUGGCGGCCAGUGCCAAGGCCCACAUUCUCCCGUGGGUGGACAACAUCUUGUCCAGGAUGAUAUUCUACUUCCGCUACAGCUCCUGGGACGAGACCCUGAAGCAGAGCUUCCUCACUGCCAACCUGAUGCUGAUGGGGGCCAUCAGCCGGAAUGAGGGUGCCCACAGCUACGAGUUCUCGCAGAUCUCCGAGCUGCUCGAGUGUCUGAUGGUCUUGAUGGAGAAGGAGCCCCAGGACGCGCUGUGCACGGAGAGCAGGCCGCAGGCCCUCCACAUCAUCAGCAGCCUCUGCAAGCUGAGGCCACCCAUGGACACGAACAGGAAAUCACGGCUCCUCUCCACCUGCCUCCGCAGUGUGUUCGCUCUGCCGCUUCUGGACGCCCUGGAGAAGCACACCUGCCUCUUUCUGGAGCCACCCAACAUCCAGACCCUGUACAGCCAGACCACAGAGGCGCUGGACUGCAUGCUGCAGAGCUUCAUCACCCAGAGCCCCACGGCCGAAGAGCUGCACUUUCUACUGUCGCACCUGUACGUCUGGCUGGCAUCGGAGAAGGCGCAUGAGCGGCAGCGGGCUGUGCACAGUUGCGUGACUCUCCUCAAAUUCCUGAACCACAAACGCUGCCUAGAUCCAAAGGAGAGCCUCAAACACAUCGGGCAGCUAGUGGGCAUGCUGGGGAUUCUGUGCCAGGACCCGGAUAGGGCCAUCCAGCGCUCCAGCCUGGAAGGGGUGGGCCAUCUCUACCAGCUCCUGAUGCGCCAAAAAGCAGGAGAAACUUUUCAGGUGGAGUCACUGACCUCCAAGGAGUUCUCCCAGCCUGGUGCAGAGGGAGCCCCCCUCUGGAGCAGUGAACAGAAAGCCACUUCCCCGGACCCCCAGGAGGUGGCAUCCCCAACGGACAGCAUCUUCCACCUGGAAAGCUCCCAAGCCCUCAAGGAGAUCAUGAGGCAUCUUUUGAUGGCAGAGGUGACGGACCUCAUCUGGACGGCCAUCAGUGGCCUGGGCUCCUCCAGUCCCUUCCGCGUGCAGGCGGCCGCUGAGCUGCUGCUGGCUGUCAUCCACCAGCACGAGGCCAAGCUGGAGACCGUUGCUAACAUGGGCUGGGGCAUCCACCUGCGCCUCUGCUCUGUCCGCAUCCCCCAAGCCAAAGACAAUGCCCUGUCCGCCAUCACCCUGCUGGCCAGGAACCACACCCCCGAGCUGGUGGCUGCCUUCCUGGACUUCUCCAUGCCCUUGGACAGCCAUGCCUUCCGCCUGUGGAGGGCCCUGGGAGCUGAGCAGCCCGUGAGCCGCCUGGUGCUGGCCAUGCUGCUGGCCUGGCUGCAGGAGCGGCCCCUGCCCACCAGAGCAAGCAACAGCAACCCCAGCCCCAAGGAGAAGAAUUACCUGCGCUCGCUGGCCGCCAUGAACACACUCCUGGAGCUGCAGUUCGCACGGGAGUUCAAGGAGGCGGUGCGGGAGGCCUACCCACAGCUGCUCCUGGCCCUCCUCACCCAGGUCCACUACACCCUGGAGCUGAACCUGGUCACUGAGCCCCAGCGCGGGCAGCAGGCCCAGGAGGCAGCCAUGCCCAGUCCCCAGAGCACGUCGCUGGAGGCCCUCAAGAGCCUCCUGUCCACCACGGGGCACUGGCAUGACUUUGCCCACCUUGAGCUGCAGGGCGCCUGGGAGCACUUCACCUCCAUCAGCACCUACGCACAGGGCGUGGGCCUCCUGGCCAGGGCUAUGGUGCAGAACCACUGCCGGCAGAUCAAGGCCGUGCUCAGCUGGCUGCUGCGCCGCAUGCAGAGCCAGGAGGAGCGGGAGAGGAAGGCGGCCGUCCUCGUGCUCACUGAGUUCCUCUACAGCCCUGUCCUGCUGGAAGUGCUUCCCAAGCAGUCUGCCCUGACCCUCCUGGCACAGGGCCUCCGGGAUGAGAGCCCCGACAUCCGCGUUUGGAGCUUGCAGGGCCUUGGGAACAUCCUCUUCCACCCGGAGAAGGAAAGGCUGCUCCAAGGGCAGCUGCCGCCCUUCCUCAACGGCUUCUUCCAGAACAGCGAGCCCGUGGUGGUGGACAUCAUGGGCACUGUGUCCGACGUGCUGCACCGUUUGGGCACGCACGGCGCAGGGGCCCAGAGCCUCAGCGUGGCCAUCAAUGCCCGCUCCUUCUUCGAUGACGAGCGGGACAGGAUUCGAGCAGCAGCCAUGGCACUGUUUGGGGAUUUGGUGGCAACCAUGGAGGGCAAGGAGCUAAGCGGCCUUCGAACCCAGGUGUACCAGAGCAUGGUACCUCUGCUGCUGCAGCUGAAGGACAAGUGCCCCAAGGUUGCCAUGCAGGCCAAGUUCGCCUUCUACCGCUGUGCUCUGCUGCUGGGGUGGCGGCCGCGCCACACCCUCUUCUGCACGCUGGCCUGGGAGCAAGGCCUCAGCGCCCGCCACUUCCACUGGACCUGCCUGAUGCGCGCCAGCUUCGAGGAGUUCAGCAUCCACCUGGCCCAGGCCCUCAGCUACCUGCACAGCCACCACCAGCACAUGAAGACCUGGGCCGCGCUCUUCAUAGGUUACACCAUCUGCUACCACCCCCAGGCCGUGUCCCGGAUGGUGAGCGAGGUGGACACCAACCUGCUGUUCUGCACUUUUGAAGACCUCAAAAAGGACCCAGAGCCUGGCGUCCGGGAAUUUGCCACCAGGCAGCUCUCCUUCCUUCGGGAGGUGUCAGAGGGACGCCAGCAGUGA
Molecule: messenger RNA, 3759 nt
Organism: Marmota flaviventris (yellow-bellied marmot)
Lineage: Eukaryota; Metazoa; Chordata; Mammalia; Rodentia; Sciuridae
Source: RefSeq, a predicted model, not a curated record